This is a messenger RNA of Dicentrarchus labrax (European seabass), 2883 nucleotides long. RefSeq names its product N-terminal Xaa-Pro-Lys N-methyltransferase (gene ntmt2). Bases 311 to 1195 code for a protein of 294 amino acids. Gene Ontology annotation, biological process: N-terminal protein amino acid methylation. The transcript is spliced from 4 exons. Gene Ontology annotation, cellular component: cytoplasm. Gene Ontology annotation, molecular function: N-terminal protein N-methyltransferase activity. Lineage: Eukaryota; Metazoa; Chordata; Actinopteri; Moronidae. The record is from RefSeq and is a predicted model, not a curated record.
UCCUGAAACAGCCGGCGUCUCCUUCCAUACCCCAGCCCCCCUCCCUCAGUCCUCCCAAGUCAGUGUCCCCAGCAGGUGAUCUGUAAAUCUGGCGGGACGUUCUGAGCACCGCCCCGUGAAAAAGAUCUCUGCCGAUCUCUUGAACGCUGGCAGAGACGUGUUGAACACUCAGCUAGACAGAUAUAGCAGCAGCUGGAGAAACAGUGUCCCAAACGGGUACCGUAACCACUCUACUAUUGCUCUUUCAAACACCUUCGGGGACAAAAGCAUUGCUCUGUGAGGUGCUGCUACGAGGCCACAGGCAGCCAAAAUGGAGAUUUCAAUUGAAGAUCAGAGCAGCAGCUCAACGGCAAACUUUGAGUUCAAGGGAGCUCACCAGGCCUUCAGGGAUCGCUGGAAAGAAACAGAUGAAACCAUGUGUCGCCACAGCAUGUCCUUCCACCUGCACCACACACUCAGGAGCGAGUUCUUCGCCAGCUACCUGUACCUGCUGGAGAAGACUCCUGUGGUGAAGCUGUUUCCAGUCACCUGUGAGUACAUCAAAGGAGAAAAACAGUUCUACUACAGAGCUCAGCAGUUCUACGAGGACGUCUCCGCCUCGGAGGAGGGCAUGCUGGGAGACUUUAUGGAGAUAGGCCACGUUGAUCUGGAGGGUUCCCGGCAGUUUCUGAAGAGGUUUGUGGGUCCCGGUAAGGCCACAGGUACACACUGUGCCCUGGACUGUGGCUGCGGGAUCGGCCGUGUGUCCAAAGGCGUCCUCCUUCCUGUGUUUGAGAAAAUGGAGAUGGCGGACAUGAUGGAGCACUUCCUGCUCCACGCACAUGAGGAGUACCUUGGCGACGAUGCUGACCGCAUCGAGACCUACUACUGCUACAACCUGCAGGAGUUCACGCCUCCAAAAAACAAGUACGACGUCAUCUGGAUGCAGUGGGUGGCAUGCCACCUAACAGACAAGGACCUGAUGAACUUCCUGAUUCGCUGUAAGAAGAGUCUGCGUCCAAACGGUGUCAUCAUAAUUAAAGACAAUAUGGCGCGACAGGGCUGCAAGCUGGACCCUAUCGACAGCAGUAUCAGCCGCCACCUGGACAUCAUGAAAAACAUCAUCGCCAAGGCCGGCCUGGAGAUCCUGGCUAUUGAGAAGCAGGAAGGUUUCCCUGAGAUCAUCAUUCCUGUCUGGAUGAUUGCUAUGAAAUAGAAGUGACAUUUUUACCGUGAAGAGAUUCAGGUUGUUAUUGCUCAAUUUGACAGAAACUAAAAGGAAAAUCCAACCUAAAGCUGAAUUCACAUGUUAUUCCACUUCCAAGUCUAGAUUUGUUAUCAAGUCAGUGUCUGGCAUUCCUGAUUUGUGUAAACACAUCCUUCUUAAAAUGAAUUAAAAACAGCAAAAAGCACCUUUUCGGGUCCAAUUUAGACACUUGAUUAAGUCUUUGAAAACUACAACACAGCAAAUAAUCUUGUCAUCUGGAUAUAAAUCCUGAAGCGGCGGUGUGGAUGGCGUGAUGGCACCCAGGGCGAUUUUAUGGAGACAGGAGUUCUCUUUCUGUUCAGCACAGAAUAGAAAUAAAGCUUUUAUGUAGACAUGAAACUUCUACAGAAGCACUCUGACUGUAAUUUACAGUCAGCCGGCCACCUCCAGGUUUUGUAUCUUGAUGACAUUAAAGAUAGACCCUCUGAAAUGUAACUGCGGGAGAAGCUUGUUCCUGUCUGAACCACGACGAUCAUUGGAAUAACAUGUGCAGUCAGAUUUACUGUUGGAGUUAAUUAUUUCUAUCCGUUCUUGAUUAAAUCUAACAUGUUACAGCACCAACAAUAUUGUACCAAGAUUUGUAAAACUUUAUUGUUGUUUUUUUUCCAGUUACGAUUAACAUGUGAGCUGUAUCUGGAUAUGUAAUCUGGAGGAUGACAUCUGAUCAGAUAGCAUUAGCUGCUAGCACAACACACCCCAAUCUCUGACUGAACUGUCUCUGGUUGAAUUGCAUUGUUGGUAAAAUCGGUGCCAGGUUUAGACAAGGAAGAAGAAUGCAAGGCAUAAAAAAGACCUGGGCCUUCACGGAUUAAACAUUUAUAAUACAAAGAGUCAUAAUUCACCUCGUUUGCAGUUUGGGGUCUAUUGAGAAAAUGCUUUUUCAGCCACAGGGGAUAUUGUUGCAAUUCUGGAGCAAAUUUUCUUAAGACUAUGGCCACAGAUUGCGUUUACACUAGACCACAUGUAGUUGGGGUCUGGCUGAUCUGAGUCCAGUUGGAUCCAGCUAGCAGACACUACAAACCUCCAAACUGCUUGUACAUGAAGUUACGGUGGCUGAGGAAGAUAAUAAACCAUAGAAGAUCAAAAAUAAAAUAAAAUAAAUGAAACAAAUUAAAAAAAUUACCUUUCAAACACGUACAUUUAAUGUAGACUAAAACUUGAAAACUGUAUGUUGAGAUAAAUGUCCUUAUGUCCUUCCUUCAGAUUUCUUCAUGUUUGUGCUGCAGCCGGAUAUACUUGAUGCUCUGUGCAUUUACAUCUGCAUUAACCUUUCUGUUCCAGAUACAGAUCACGUGCUAACAGCAGGUGGAGAUAUGCUCUUAAAGUCACCUUUCAGUACAGCAUAUAGUUCACUUUUUAUUGCAGUAGAAAUUAUGUUCAUUCAGUGCAGGUUUGUCAGGUGUAAAUAUUAAUUUAGUUUUUUAUGUAUGUUUUAUACUUUUGCUUGUAAUAUUGCACAAUAAUAGACAUUUUUAUAUUGAUUUUCUGUGCAAUUAAUUCUGUGUAGUGCUUAAACUUAGACUUCCACUUUCCAGUCAGUACAUGUUUGUGCAGCUUAUUGUAUAUUUAUUUAAAUUCUGCUGAAGAGGUUUAGUUGCAUUGUUUAUCAAAAAUAAAAAUGCCAAACUCAGAAAGCA